CAGCUGACCCGAGAGGGUUUGAAGCUGCACCGGGAGGGAGCGAGGCCGCAGCAGCAGGGGCGGCGGGCGCUCGGACCCCGGCUGCCCCGCCGCGCCCCGCCCCGGCAUGGCAGCCCCAGUGGGCCGUCGGGGCUCAGAGACCGAGCGGCUACUGAGCCCCAGUCCUGGGUAUGGCACCCGGGCUGGGGCUUCCCCCAGCCCUCCGGAAGAGGAGGACCUCCGCCGCCGGCUCAAGUACUUCUUCAUGAGUCCCUGUGACAAAUUUCGGGCCAAAGGCCGCAAGCCCUUCAAGCUCAUGCUGCAAGUCGUGAAGAUAUUGGUGGUCACCGUGCAGCUCAUCCUGUUUGGGCUCAGCAACCAGCUGGCAGUGACGUUCCGGGAGGAGAACACCAUUGCCUUCCGCCACCUCUUCCUGCUGGGCUACUCGGAUGGGGCGGACGACACUUUCGCGGCCUACACGCGGGAGCAGCUCUACCAGGCCAUCUUCCACGCUGUGGACCAGUACCUCCUGCUCCCUGAUGUGUCGCUUGGCCGGUAUGCCUAUGUGCGAGGCGGGGGUGGCCCCUGGGCCAACGGCUCGGCCCUGGCCCUCUGCCAGCAGUACUACCACCGAGGCCACGUGGACCCAGCCAAUGACACCUUUGACAUCGAUCCCAUGGUUGUCACUGACUGCAUCCGGGUGGACCCCCCCGAAAGACCCCUUGUGCCCCCCAGUGAUGAUCUCUCCCUCUCGGAUGGCAGCGCCAGUUACAAGAACCUCACGCUCAAAUUUCACAAGCUGAUCAACGUCACCAUCCACUUCCAGCUGAAAACCAUCAACCUCCAGAGCCUGAUCAACAAUGAAAUUCCCGACUGCUACACCUUCAGCGUCCUGAUCACUUUUGACAAUAAGGCGCACAGUGGGCGUAUCCCCAUCAGCCUGGAGACACAGGCCCACAUCCAGGAGUGUAAGCAUCCCAGCGUCUUCAGGCAUGGAGACAACAGCUUCCGGCUCCUGUUUGACGUGGUCGUGAUUCUCACCUGCUCCUUCUCCUUCCUGCUGUGCGCCCGCUCGCUGCUCCGUGGCUUUCUGCUGCAGAACGAGUUUGUUGGGUUCAUGUGGCGGCGGCGGGGACGGGUCAUCAGCCUCUGGGAUCGGCUGGAAUUUGUCAACGGCUGGUACAUCCUGCUGGUCACCAGCGAUGUGCUCACCAUCUCGGGCACCAUCAUGAAGAUCGGCAUAGAAGCCAAGAACCUGGCGAGCUACGACGUCUGCAGCAUUCUCCUGGGCACCUCCACGCUGCUCGUCUGGGUCGGCGUCAUCCGCUAUCUGACCUUCUUCCAUAAGUACAACAUUCUCAUUGCCACACUGCGGGUGGCCCUGCCCAGUGUCAUGCGUUUCUGCUGCUGUGUGGCUGUCAUCUACUUGGGCUAUUGCUUCUGUGGCUGGAUCGUGUUGGGGCCCUACCAUGUGAAGUUUCGCUCGCUGUCCAUGGUGUCGGAGUGCCUGUUCUCGCUCAUCAACGGGGACGACAUGUUCGUGACGUUUGCCGCGAUGCAGGCGCAGCAGGGCCGCAGCAGCCUCGUCUGGCUCUUCUCCCAGCUCUACCUCUACUCCUUCAUCAGCCUCUUCAUCUACAUGGUGCUUAGCCUCUUCAUCGCGCUCAUCACGGGCGCCUACGACACCAUCAAGCCUUGGAUAUACAGGCCCAGACCUUGUUCCUGCCAUGUGUGCCCACUCAGUAGAUGUUCCCUUGCAGGCCCCCAGCUUGUGUCAGCACCCUGGCGGUGCUGGCGCAGAGGAGAGCGAGCUCCAGGCCUACAUCGCGCAGUGCCAGGACAGCCCCACCUCCGGCAAGUUCCGCCGAGGGAGCGGCUCCGCCUGCAGUCUCCUCUGCUGCUGUGGCAGGGACGCCUCGGAGGAGCAUUCGCUGCUGGUGAACUGAGUCGGAGCCGCCACUGCUACUGGACACUAGCCCUCCGACUGCGGAGACUCACGCUUAUUUAUUUGUAGGGUUUGCUUUUAAGGACCGGUUCCCUCCCGCGCCCUGAGGACCUGGGCCAGUCGGGUCGGACGCGGGUGGGGACGGGCGGGGUGGGUGUUAAAUAAACGGGAAAAUAAAUGUGUCUUCAUUUAUAGCGGGA
Molecule: messenger RNA, 2124 nt
Organism: Lontra canadensis (Northern American river otter)
Lineage: Eukaryota; Metazoa; Chordata; Mammalia; Carnivora; Mustelidae
Gene: MCOLN1
Product: mucolipin 1
Exons: 15
Coding region: 107-1993 (628 amino acids)
Cellular component (GO): plasma membrane; lysosomal membrane
Molecular function (GO): NAADP-sensitive calcium-release channel activity
Source: RefSeq, a predicted model, not a curated record